AUGAGCCAUGUGCGAGGAGCAAAAGAGGUACCCCGGCCGGUGGUCUAUGCUUGGGGCUUCAGCGGGUCGGGCAGACUGGGACUCGAGCUGGACGUCGACAACAAGCUCGAGAUGCUCCAGAUCCGGGAGAGAAACAAGGGCCUGCCGCCUGAGCGCACUCAGACCACCGGGCCGAAGCACCUUCCCAUGCGCCGGGUCUCCCUGCUCCUUUUGGCCUCGAGCGGUCCGUGGCACUGGAGCCGACCCAACAGCCUGGCGGCGCUGCGGCCCUUCGCGGCCAUGGCGUCGACCCCGAUCACGGUGCUUACUACGGAGGACGCCGUGGAUAAAGCCGCCAAGAUUGUGGAAGCGAGCAAGGUCUUAGAAGCUGAGGCCACGACAGAGGAGGUCAAGAGCUACUAUUGGUGGGAGGGCAAAGUCAACUUUGACCCUGAAUGGCGAGUUGCACUCAAAACUGCUGCACCCUUCUCGGAGGUGGAGGAGGUGGUGACGAGAGCUCACAGCUAUGAUCUGCCCAUGAUCAUCUACGACCUUCCUGAGCCCCCUGCUGAGCCUGCCUACUGGAAGGGCGUGCUGGCCAUGGGAGGUGAGGAGGCCGUCAGAGUCGCCGAGAAACUGGUGGCAAAACGCAUCGUGGCCUGCGCACAAGCUUCAGCAACGAGCUUGGCAGUCAAAACGGUGGCAAGGUGCAAGCCGCUGGUUGAGGCACAGGCGGGGCAGUCCGUCCGGUGGACAAGCAUUGGUGGCAAUGCGGGCUACUUGCAGGGCCACCUGUCUGAUCGUCGCAUGAAGUCGCUCCCAAGUUUCGUCACAGCGGCGAGGUGUAUGAGAGAGCUUGUGUCUUCGAUCGUGGCCUUUCAUGGCCUGCUGAUUGAAGUGCACGCAGGCGUCUAUCCGCCCAUGAAGGUAGAGGAGCGCUGGAAGCCCAAGGUACGGGAGAGCAACCAAAGUGUGGCGGAGGAUGCAGCGAAACUGGACGAGCCCAGCAACACCUGGAGUGACUGCCAGCGAAAGCUCUUCGAGGAGAAAGCAGACUGCAAGCUCAAGGCCUUACAGGACAGGGAACGUCAGGUAAAGCGCAUGUGCGAUGGUCACCUGGACUUCAUCUACAAAAUGUGGGACAAACCCGACUCAAGGUCGGACCCAUGCGAGUACGAGCUACGCCAUCUUCGGAAGGAGCUUGAGGUGGAUUACAUCCGAACUCUGCACGCCAUGAACCUUGAUGGAAGCGGCGAGGGCCCUCAGAUGGAGAACGCGUAUUGGGUCAAAACGGACCCCGAGAUAAAGGGAAAGCUUUGCAAAUUCGAGGAGCUGGCGUGGAUCCUGCAGCAGCAGCCGGUCUACAUGGCACGCCUGAGCUCGGCCUUACGAAAAGGAAGCUUGCAGGAAGCAGACACUCGCACCUUCCGCACCAUGUGCGAGCGCAUCUAUCAUGAUCUCUUCCAACCACGCACGGUUCAUCUCUUCAAAUCUAUGUUGAGUCUCAUCAUCAAGUCCGAGAUGCAGCAGGCCAAGUUCCUGCACGACCUGUUUGACCCGUUCAAAUCACACGCUGCAUCCUUGUUCACACAGCUCUCCACGCACUCAGCGUUUGUGGAGGGAAUGGUGCUGCCCAUCCUCAACCCGCAGGUGGAGACUUCCUUGGUCUCUACCAUCAUCCGGUACACGCUUCUGAAGAGGGACGGUGAGACGCCCCGUGUGCUUGGGACAGAAGCUCCAGAACAUUCCCAUGUGACUGGGGUGUUCACAACGCACUAUCCAGAGUAUCAGGAACUGGUGAAGAAGGCGAACGCGGACAAGGCCGCACAUCCAGGUAAGACGUCGCAGAAGAGCUACCUCUACAACUUUCAGAACGAGCUAGCAGACCUCCAGCGAGCUUGUGGGAAGGAGCCUGCAACCCCUGGCCAUGACAGCAAGGAUGUGCAUGCGGGCUGCAUCACAAGCUUCAUAGAGCACUUUGUGACGGACCUUCUGGCAGAGGACUGUGCAAAAGAUUUCCGAAUGUUGCUUGUGUGCGCUUUCAAGACCAUGCUAAACGACUGCCCGGCCGCCAAAGGAUUCGAAGAGUCGGAUCCUCGCGUCUGCACCCCCUUGGCAGCUCUGGUUCUGGGCAACAUCAUCGGCAGUGUCCUUGAAACCGUAGGUCAACGCAGGUACAGCUUGGUCGAGCUGAGCAUUCGAAAGCAGGUCUUGGAAAUGUUUUCCAACAUGCAGAGGCGGAAGGGAAGGCCAAAGGGAGACCUCGAAGUGGACCCCAAUGAUGUGGCAGAACAGCUCUAUGAUCGAGUCCUUUUCAACAUCCAG
This is a messenger RNA of Symbiodinium necroappetens, 2304 nucleotides long. Lineage: Eukaryota; Dinophyceae; Suessiales; Symbiodiniaceae. The record is from the annotation of a GenBank genome assembly.